AAAAUAUUCUGGUCCGAAAUGUCCAAAACAAUGGUCCGAAGUGUCUAACACAUGAUCCGAAAUGUCCAACACAUGGUCCGAAAUGUCCAAAAAUCUGGUCCGAAUGUCUCUAAAUAUGGUCCGAAGUGUCCCAAAAUCUGGUCCGAAAUGUCUGGUCCGAAAUGUCCUAUUACCAAUCAGCGUAUGGCAGAAAGUAGAGAAAGUGCGAAGACAUUGUAGAAAUUGAGCAUUUUAUUGCGCAUUUUAUAAGACAAAUACAAUUUUUUUAUUCAAAAGUAUUAUUAAAAAUGCCUUCGUCGUGUAGUGCACUAGGUUGCACUACCAGGAUAGAGAAAGGUGGUGAAAUCAAGAUGUUUAGAUGUUUGAUAUUUAUAAUUUUGUAAUGCUUUCGAUUUAAGUUUGUAAAUGUUCCUGAGAUCGAAUGAAACGUUGAUUGUUUUCAAAGGCUAGAAUAAAAUUAAUUAAUAUUUCCACUCAUUUAGUGCGCAGUAAAAAUUAAAAUAAUAACUGAUAUUCGGCCCAAAGCGAUUGCAGUAACGCAUUUGCAAACAAACCCUAAUAUGUAAGAUUUUUCGGAGAUAAAACCAGAUACGUAUGUUAAUAUAUAUACCUGAUAAAACUGAUCAGGUAAAAAUUAUUUACUUGUUUACUACUACAAUAUAGUGUAGUAGAUUUUUUAGCAAGUAGAAGUACAUCCGUUUAAACGGUAUCGUUUCGUUUUGUUAACAAUCGUUCCAACGUUAACAUAAAAAAUGUAAACGCGGGAGCCUUACGUGUUGUACUAUGUAUAGCUAACCACAGAAUAGUUCAAAAUAAGUAAAUAUAAUUAUUAUAUACAUAAUAUACAUGUAUAACAAAAAUGAUGCGGAGUGGCCGGCUGAUUAACGCAUCGUACUAUAUUGCUGUCCGCGGGGUUCAAACUCCUCCAAAGGCAAGCUGUUGUUUCCGACUUUACACUCAUUGCUUAGAACAUGCUGAAUCUAGGAAUAGAUUCGAGUGUGUUUCAGUAAGCUUAUAGCUUCCAACAUAAUGGAACUAAGAUAGAUUCUUAUAAACUAAAACGACAUUUUAAUCCGAGUUAUUAGAUUUUAGUUUAUUUAGCAUAACGUACAUAGUGUGUUUACAGCGUUAUUUUCCCAUGUUUAAGAUAAAUAUGUUAUGUUUUCAAACCAAGUUCGGUAUACAUCUGCUUUAAGUUCAAAUAAGAAGAUUGAAUGAAAGUUGAUUGUGAUUUCAAUAUGACAAUUUUCAUUGUUUUCCGAUAGUUACAAUGUACAUGCGUUGUUGUUUAAAUUUGUUUUCUUCUUGUGCUUGCUUACAACAGCUGUAACCAAUGCAAUGCUUAUAAGAAUUGAACAAAAUGAUUUGUUAUUUCCUGGAAGAAUAAAUAAACAAAAGAAACUGGAUGACAGUGUAUGUGUGAAAAUUAGUAGUAAAAUUAUGAUGAAGAUGAUGUAUUUAAAUUUGCACAUUGUUUUGAUUAUUUUUUGUGAAAUGUGGACAACCAACAUGUUUUCGUUGAGAAUCAACAAUCAACUUGUAGAGCCGUAUUUCAAUCACACUUACCAGAUGAAGAUUAAGGGCACACAAGCUUUAAUAUUUUACAUGGAACAAGCUGUAAUGACACACCGAGACACAUUUAAAAGUUUUAAAGCGACAUUUUACAGUCCUUACGGACUCUACAUUAACGGUAUCAACAAUUUGGAAGAAACGUAUACUGUCAACAGAACGUUUUGGAUGAUUACAAACGCAUCAUUACCGAUUGAUUUAAGUGUAAACUUCUAUAUUCCAACUGCAGGAGAUGAAGUGUUGUUAAAUUUCACUAGAAAUGAUUGAAUACUGGGACGAUUUCAGUGUAACAAUCAAUUGCCACCUACAUUAGACCAACAGAAAAAAGAGGAGAAAAUAUAAGAAAGAAAUAUAAGGUUUUAUUUAAAGUUUAAUGUGACUGCUUGUUUCAUAUCCAGUUGUACUUGAAUAAUUGCUAAACGCCAUUCUCAUUUCGAUUUCUUUCAUAUUAAUUACAACCUAUAGCAUACAAAACAUGCACUUGUUAAGAUUAAUUUUCCAAUGACUUAAACUCCGGUUUUCAAUUUGUUAGUGAUUUUUGAUGCAUCAUAAUCAGCCACUGUCUGUUUUCAGCUAUUAUCUGACGCAAAUGUUCUGAUCAUGAAAUAAAU
Messenger RNA from Ruditapes philippinarum (Manila clam), 2180 nucleotides. Its product is annotated as cobalamin binding intrinsic factor-like. The transcript has 4 exons. The record is from RefSeq and is a predicted model, not a curated record. Lineage: Eukaryota; Metazoa; Mollusca; Bivalvia; Venerida; Veneridae. The coding region runs from base 1339 to 1836 and encodes 165 amino acids.